Messenger RNA from Phytophthora sojae, 2257 nucleotides. RefSeq lists its product as hypothetical. Bases 1 to 2055 code for a protein of 684 amino acids. The transcript is spliced from 9 exons. Gene Ontology annotation, molecular function: RNA polymerase II CTD heptapeptide repeat phosphatase activity. Lineage: Eukaryota; Oomycota; Peronosporomycetes; Peronosporales; Peronosporaceae. The record is from RefSeq and is a predicted model, not a curated record.
AUGGCGGCGAACGGCGUGAAGCGCGAGGACGCGGCGAGUAUCAAGGCGGAGGAGGCCGUCGACGAGGCGCAGGUGAAGCUCGAGGCGGACGAGAACAAGGACAGCGUCAAGGCGGAGGCGGAUGGCGCUCCAGACGUGAAGACGGAGGCGGCUGCGGCCUCCGAGGGCGAGCCCAAGGAGGCCCAAGUGAAGCAGGAGAACGGCCGCGUCAAGGCGGAAGACGCGCCCAGCGGCGUCAAAAUCGAGGAGAAGAUCAAGAAGCAGGAGCUGGAGGAGGUCGCGGCGGCGGCUGAGGCCGCUGGGGACGUCAAGCAGGCCGCCAAGCGCGACGUCAAGAAGGACGAGGGCCCCAGACAGCAGCAACAGGAGCAGGAGGACCGCUCCCACAUCCGCCGCAAGGGCGUGCAGUGUGACGCCGCUCUGUGGGACUCUAUUGACUGGGUAGUGGCUGCUGGCGCCGAGGUGGACGCGGGCCAAAGGCUCGGCACGGCCGGCAGGUUGGAGCUGGGCAACCAGCGACCCAUGCAGGCGCCGUGCAAGGGACGGCUGUAUAUUCUGACCAAGGAGCAGUCGGACGAGAUUAUGCGAGACACGAAGGACGCUGCGGUGAGGACUGUGGCCUUUGUGGAGUACUGCAUUCAUCGGGUGCGCAAUGGACGCACUUGUUUGAUGUGUCUCGCGGUGGUGGAUGAAGACGAAGAGAACGAAGACAUGGAGAGUGUCAAUGUUGUAUCGCACGGACAGGUGAUCCGACUGAAUGUCGAGGAAGCGAAAAAGUUCGACUCGGACAACAUUCGCCGUCAGCUUGGAGCGAAGAAAUUGUCGUUGGUGCUUGAUCUGGACCACACUUUGCUGCACGCAGUGCGUGUUGACGACGUUGUAGGCGAGAUCCCUAAGUCAGGUAUGCUUUCGGCUUUGUACGACCUCUUCAUCUACACGCACGGCACACGGCUGUACGCAGAGCAGAUUGUCAAGAUCAUCGACCCUGACGAAUCGUACUUCAAAAACCGGAUUGUGGCCCGUACAGACACACCCGACAUGCUGCACAAGUCGCUCAAGCUUCUUUUCCCGUCGUGUGAUGACUCGAUGAUCCUUGUUCUCGAUGACCGAAUCGAUGUAUGGAAGGAAAACGAAGGGAACGUGUUCUUAAUUGAGCCGUACCACUACUUUAAGUGCACAUCCGAGAUCAACAACGCGUCAGGCCGUGGCCAUGUUCAUGAAACCUUCUACGCGGGUCACGAAACUGGUAUGAGAGAUUUGGGGGCCAAGCCCAGCAUGACGCUUAACAACUUCCCACUUACACACCUUGUGAUCCACCCAGAACGGUUAGGAACCCAGAAGCACGUUCAGGCGAAGAAAAUACCCGGCGUGCUCAUUGUGACCCCCGAUUGGAUUAUCAAGUGUGCUCGGUCGUGGUCUCGGGUUUCCGAGCAAGAUUUCCUUGCUGAUCAAUGGAAAGCCAAACACAAGAAGCCAGAACCUGAAAAGCAACCGGAUGCGAAUGGUGCUACCUCGUCCUCCGAUACAGGUGAACCUUCUGAGUCGAAGACUCCGUCAGCUGAAAUCAAAACUGACGCCGAUAGUAGCAAUCCGACGCCAGUUUCUGCUCCUGCUUCUGAAGGAAAGACGGUGUCCAGCAUUUUAGUCAAGAGGGGGCCUGGGGACGCAAAACCGGCAACGAAGCGCGAGCCGCCUCGCGCCAGCGUCAAGGCGAAAAAGGUCGAGGAGGCAAAGAAGACUCCGGCACGUUCAUCUUCUCCACCCAAGGACGUGGACGAUGCAUUCUUGCGACUCAUUGAAGCGGAGGAGCGCGAAAGCAAGGAAGAGGAGAAGAGGAAGCAGUCUUCAACCGACAUUAAGGACCAACUUUUCUCCCGUCGAACCAAGAACGACAGUGCUAAACGGGCUCACGAGGCGGAUGGUGCUACCGCUGAGUCAGGGGAAAAGCGACUGCGGGUCACUCCUUCGGAGCAGCAAAAUGAUGGCGCUGAAGAUGCGGAAGAGGAGGAGGAAGAGCUGGACGACCUUGAAGCGGAUAUCCUUGGGGAUCUAUGAGGGUAGCACGGAACUGCAGUCACUACCCGACGAUCCCAGGUUUGCGGUGCGUUGCUGCGGGAUGCGACCCCGCGAACAUGUCCAACCGAGCCUAGCUCUUGCCACGGCGUCGCUAACGUGUUGCGCACGAGAUGAUAAUCGAGUAAGUAGUGCACUUGGCACCACCAUGGGGCGCACUCUUCAUCGUCGCUCCAGGGUAAGC